Messenger RNA from Puma concolor (puma), 318 nucleotides. It is a transcript of the gene TXNDC8, whose product is annotated as thioredoxin domain containing 8. The record is from RefSeq and is a predicted model, not a curated record. NCBI's taxonomy places the organism in Eukaryota, Metazoa, Chordata, Mammalia, Carnivora, Felidae.
AUGGUUCAGAUUAUUAAAGACAUGGAUGAAUUUAGCAGAUUUUUGAAAGCUGCUGGGUGCAAACUUGUGGUGGUUGAAUUUUCAGCAAAAUGGUGUGGUCCUUGCAAAAGGAUUUAUCCUCUUGUUCAUGCAAUGUCUCUGCAAUACCAAAAUGUAAUGUUUGCUAAUGUGGAUGUGGAUGAUUCUAAGGAGUUGGCCCAAACUUAUCACAUCAGAUCAGUACCCACAUUUCAGAUGUUCAAGCAAACCCAGAAGAUUUUUGAAUUUUGUGGAGCUGAUGCUCAAAAGUUGGAAGCGAAGAUUCAAGAAUUAAUGUAA